AGAGCACAUUCAUAGCUUUACAACUUUUUCACGCAGUGCACACCUACACUCAGCAUUAGAUAAGCAAACCCUACGCGUCGUUGCUCCGCUGCGUUCCUCGUCUCCUUUAAGAAUUCACGCCUUGCAAAGCUUACAUAGUUACUCUAUACAUUGGUCAUACUUUUACACCUGCUUGAAGCUUACAACGUAAUAAGGCGAUGGGCAGUUUAGACCAGACGCACCGCGAUCUUCACUUCUCACAUAUAUUCCACCAGCCCGGUACUCAUACAAGAUUAUUUGAAGACAAGGUGUUCGGCCAUGAAGACUGGACAAGGCAUCGCAGCGCGGCAUAUCGCCAUCGCAUGGAACCAGUCGUCUUCCUGCGUGUGUGCGCGGGCUUCACCUGGCAGCUUGCGCUGGUGCUGCUGGUGUCAAUCGCAGUGGGACUGCUGCACACAUUCGUGCCGGAGAGCAGCGAGUUCCUGUCAGGGUCCCAUCUGAGUACCCCCUUCAACAUGAUCACCUUUGCGCUGUCGCUGCUGCUGGUGUUCAAAACCAACUCCAGCUACAGUCGCUGGUGGGAGGCGCGGAUCGUGUGGGGCAAGGUCGUCAACUUUGGUCGGAACUACACACGCCAGGCCCUCAUGUGGAUCCCCGCCAGCCGCCCCGACCUGCGCGCCGCUGCCGUACGCUGGGCGGUUGCCGCUCCCCGUGUGCUGCGAGUGCACCUGCGCAAGGGGGUGGACCUCACACCCGAGGUGCAUGGCGUGCUGCGGCCGGCCGAGGUAGAGUGGUUGCGCACCUGGGCCAACGGGCCGCUGGGUGUGGGCACUGCGUUGGGUCGGGUGGUGGCGGCGGCGGGGCUGGAGCCGCAGCUGGAGCAGGCGCUGCAGCAGCAGGUGGAGCUCUACACCAACAUGGCGGGGGCGUGCGAGCGCAUCUUCAAAACGCCCAUUCCGCCCGCCUACGCCAGGCACACCUCCCGCUUCCUCAUGCUCUACGUGGUGACCUCCCCCGUGCUGUUGUGGCAGAGCACCGGCUGGAUGACCCCGCUGGUGGCGGUGGUGAUCGCCAUGCUAAUGCUGGGCGUGGAGAACAUCGGGGUGCAGCUGGAGGAGCCCUUCCAUGUGCUGCCCCUGUACGACUUUUGCAAGGGCCUUGAGGCUAACAUUCGGGAGCUGGAUCGGCAGUUUGCUGAGCUGCCCGAAAUAGAGACAUUGGUGGCGCACAGCCCGCUCGGAAAAGAGAGCACCAUGCCGCGACAAGGCUCCAUGCCUCGCCAGGGCUCCGUUCCGCAACCGGCCUCCAUGCCACAUCCGGCGUCCCCCAUUGUUGCUGCGACAUGACAAGAAGAGUGGAUGUUGGACAAGCUGUCAGCGCCGUUUUCGGUGUUGGUAUUGAGAAUGGGGUUAUGGACUGGAGGGCUGCGUGGGCGGGAUGGGCGCGGGGUGCGUCGGAGAUCCGCUCGGCGAUCGGGGGUGAUGAAGUCUAGACGACCCAUGGGUCAGUGGACCCGUGGGUCAUGAGGCGGGUUGGGUAGUGCGUCGUGACUGGCCCUGGUACGGCACCUCGGCGUGGCUUCGUGGCUUGCGGGGCGGUCGGGGGUAUAGGUGGUAUAAAGUACCUUUAUGGCAUCCUUCUUUCCUACACGAGCGAACUGGUCUUUUCUUGCUCUUUCAGCAGCGAUGUACGGGGGUUGAUAAGACGAUGAUGGAUGAAUGCUUGUAUUUACACAAAGCGCCCUACAGACGAAUCCUGCGUGUGAUGGAUGUGUGAUAUGUAUCGUACGGCGCAGCAUUUGCUGUUGCGAGUUGGUUAUGGUCAAAACUACCUCCGUGGGACCACACAUUCUUGCCGGUGGAUAUCCGAGAAACUUGACGGUGUGAAAGGGCACGAUAAAAGCACUGUACAGAGGAUUAAUGCAGAGGAAAUAGGGUUCAUGCAUCUCCAGCAUCAGCGGACAUUUGCACAUGGGCGAAGCGCCCGUCCUGUGCGGCAUGACCGCGUGCCACCUGCAUGUCAUUUUGUACGGAACGGUUGAGCUGCAUAAGCGGGAACCCGUAAGGGAACCCUUGCAGAGGAUUGGUGUUGGUAGAUUUGCCAGCCACGGUAGCUAUUGUAGGGGGCACCGUGCUAGCUAUAUGCAUUGUCUGAUAAAAUAAACCUAUUCUUUAUGUGUCACGGUGUACAGCAGGGCAUUGUUAGGAGGGGGAAGCAGCGUGACCGGACACGCUGACAGCCUGACAGGUUUUCGACGCAGCCCGGUUUCAGAGUGCCAUGACAUGCAUGCCUGCUAAAGGCCAUCAUUGAGGGUAAAAUCGUGUGUGUACGGUAGGGUAAAUGCGUGUGUGUACGGUAUCGGGAGGAAUGUCUGUGACCCUCUAGUGAGUCAGGGUACGCAUGCACGCAACGACGUUCGCAUCAUUGACGUCCGCUUUCCGCAUGCCUUCUGGUCUGGGAUCACUGUAACA
Molecule: messenger RNA, 2450 nt
Organism: Astrephomene gubernaculifera
Lineage: Eukaryota; Viridiplantae; Chlorophyta; Chlorophyceae; Chlamydomonadales; Astrephomenaceae
Source: the annotation of a GenBank genome assembly